Drosophila suzukii is the source of this 822-nucleotide messenger RNA. RefSeq names its product probable chitinase 10. NCBI's taxonomy places the organism in Eukaryota, Metazoa, Arthropoda, Insecta, Diptera, Drosophilidae. Gene Ontology annotation, molecular function: chitin binding. Gene Ontology annotation, cellular component: extracellular region. The record is from RefSeq and is a predicted model, not a curated record.
AUGAUGCUUAAUACGGCAAUAUAUAUGAUGAUGAUCUGCCUGCUUGCCUCGGCUCAGACAAGUUGGAAACCAUGGAAGCCCACGAAUUCGGUGACCAUUCGGCAGAGCGGAGGAAGCUUUUGUACCAAUCACUUGGUUGGCGAGUUUGUGGAGCAUGCGGAGGAUUGUCACAUGUUUUACCUUUGCGUGGAUAACGGCGAUGCUGUCCUGGCCUCAUGUCCACCCACCAUGCUCUUCAACUCGGAGAGCAAACUUUGCGAUGCGGCGGCAAAUGUGAAGUGCAGAAAUGGCACGGACUCCGUGGAAAUUCCUCCCCUUGAAAGUGGUGAUGAUGAUACUAACAACAUGGUCACGGAUGCCGCCACAUAUUGUGCCACCGUAAUGCAACAGCAGUCCAGCGAAAGAAUUGUUUAUGUCGGAAGUUCGAGCAGCUGCGGCAAAUACUACAUCUGCUACUAUGGCCAGGCGAUAUUACAGGAGUGCAGCUCCCAGUUGCACUGGAAUGCCAUGACGGGCAAAUGCGAUGUUCCGCAGAGAGCCCAGUGCACUCUAGGUGGUCAGGAGGAACCGCCGGCGAAUGGAAACUCCAAUACUCAGUCGGGUGGAUCCAUUUCAAGUGAUCUUAUCCACUGCCCGGCCUACGGACAGCAUCUGUAUCCCCACAUGCGGCGCUGCGAGUUCUUCAUAUAUUGCGUGAAGGGUCAUGCCAGCCUGCAGCAGUGUCCUUUCUACUAUUUCUUCGACAUUGCCACCAAAAGUUGCCAAUGGUCGCGAACGGCCCUUUGUGUGCGCGAUUUGAAUUUGACGCCACAAAUAAAGUAG